CGUCCAGGGGAAGCGCCGCAGCCACUGGAGGCACUGAGACUCGGGGCGCGGGAAGUCCCCAGCGCUGAAAACGGCACAUCUCUUUCUCUUCUGCUGGCAGCUGCUGAAAUGGGUUGCGGACUGAACAAGUUAGAGAAACGUGAUGACAAACGGCCUGGAAAUAUCUACUCAACUUUAAAGAGGCCUCAGGUGGAAACCAAGAUAGAUGUGUCCUACGAAUACCGCUUCCUGGAGUUCACUACCCUGAGCGCGGCGGAGCUCCCGCGCUCUUCGGCAGUGAGGCUGGCCUCUCUGCAUGACCUGCCCUCCCAGCUCCUGGAACUGUACCAGCAAGGCUUCUCCCUAGUGGCCCUGCACCCCUUCGUGCAGCCGACCCACGAGCGGGAGAAAACACCCCUUGAGCGCAUCUUCAGGGCCAUCCUGAUCAAGAAAACUGACCGGGCUAGAUUAGAUGGGUGUUGCCUACAGCAAGCCUCAUCGGGAAGAAGCAGCGAGUCCAUCUCGAGGCUGGGGAACCGGCUUCCAUACUCCUGCACCGAGGAGACCUUUGCCACGAGCCACACCAGACACUUCCAGAUCCAGGGCACAUCCCGGCGAGGCAGUCAAAAUAGCCAAGGAAGACCUUGA
Molecule: messenger RNA, 627 nt
Organism: Suricata suricatta (meerkat)
Lineage: Eukaryota; Metazoa; Chordata; Mammalia; Carnivora; Herpestidae
Product: raftlin-like
Exons: 5
Coding region: 109-627 (172 amino acids)
Source: RefSeq, a predicted model, not a curated record